Molecule: messenger RNA, 793 nt
Organism: Stegastes partitus (bicolor damselfish)
Lineage: Eukaryota; Metazoa; Chordata; Actinopteri; Pomacentridae
Product: transmembrane protein 238-like
Exons: 3
Coding region: 98-427 (109 amino acids)
Source: RefSeq, a predicted model, not a curated record
UGCUCACACGGUCGAGACGGAGAGACUCAAAACGCCGCGUUUCCACUGAAAACACGUCAGAACUGUUAUAACUCAGCAGCAGAACGAAGAGCGCCUCAUGGCUCCUAAGUACGACGGCCUGUCCCACUGCAAGCUGGCCCUGGUGUUCGCGGUUCUGAUGGACCUGCUGGGCGUCACCUUCCUGCUGCUGGGCGUCUUCGCUCCGCUGGAGAUCCAGGGCCAGGACUUCGGAGACCUGCUGGUGUACUCGGGGGCCCUGCUGGUUCUGUUUUCUCUGGCCGGCUGGGUCAUGUGGUACAGCGGCAACAUCGAGGGUCUGACCUCCAGGAAGGAGUUGGGCGGGGCCGUGGGCGGCGCCGUGGACCGACUGGCCCGGUCCCUGAGCCGCAGGAUACGGAUCCCCCGGACCCACAGCAGCCCCACAUAGACCCAGAACCGGCCCACUGGCUCACAGCGCUGGUGCACAGAGAACUGAACCGGGCAGCGUCUGGACUCAUUCUGUCAGAAAACACGUGGUUCACAGGAAAUGUUCUGAAGGGAGGCGGGAAGUCCGUCGCUGCACGAGGACGAAUGUAACGGAGCAAAAAAAUGGAGACGAAAGAGAAGAUCUGCAGCAAAAUCAGGAUUAUUGAACUGUUCAUGUCGUACGAGAUGAGCUGAAAAAUGACAAAAAAUCCACAAACUGUGUCCGAUAUGAGACAAAACCUGACUUGAAAUCUGUCUAAAGUGACUCAAAGCUUGUUCCAUGUGCUCAAAGUGUCUCUAAAGUAAAUUAAAAAUGUGCAAAAUUCCA